AUGAAUGAAAAACAAAAUAUAGGUCGUUGGAGUAAAGAGGAAGAUAAGAUGUUGAUUGAAUAUGUACGCAGAAAUGGUCCAAGAAAUUGGAAAUAUGCUUCUGAUUAUGUAAAAAAUCGAAAUCCUAAGCAAUUAAAUAAGAAACCAUUUAAUCGUAAAGAGGAAUUAGAAAUCAUUAGAUUACGUGAAAGAGAACACAGCAGAUGGAGAGAUAUCGCAAAAAAAAUUGGAAAUGGUAGAACUCCCAAUGCUAUUAAGAAUGUUUACACGCAACAACUAUCUAAAAGAGUGCGCAGACCAUUAAAAAUAGAAGGUUAUAUAAAAGGUUUCAAAAAUAACACAAAGCCAAAAAUUUCUGUCAUUAAAGAAAGUCAUCCACAUAUGAAGUUAAGUUACAUUACAAAUUGA
Molecule: messenger RNA, 408 nt
Organism: Entrophospora candida
Lineage: Eukaryota; Fungi; Glomeromycota; Glomeromycetes; Entrophosporales; Entrophosporaceae
Source: the annotation of a GenBank genome assembly